Molecule: messenger RNA, 1991 nt
Organism: Aedes albopictus (Asian tiger mosquito)
Lineage: Eukaryota; Metazoa; Arthropoda; Insecta; Diptera; Culicidae
Gene: Trhn
Product: tryptophan 5-hydroxylase 1
Exons: 9
Coding region: 237-1856 (539 amino acids)
Biological process (GO): aromatic amino acid metabolic process; serotonin biosynthetic process
Cellular component (GO): neuron projection
Molecular function (GO): tryptophan 5-monooxygenase activity; iron ion binding
Source: RefSeq, a predicted model, not a curated record
CCGGAAAAUGCGAAAGGUAUAAAAGGCGCCAAAGCUCUACCCAGAAUCAACAGUUGAUUUCGGCUUGCUGCACUCGUCGGGACGAUUAGUGGAAAACACAGUUGCAUGGUGCCAGUUGCCUGGUCGUGGUUCGCGGGUUGGUGGCUUGUUUUAUUACAGUGAUUUCAAGUGGGGAUUGAUUGUGAUUUAUAUUGAAAUAAUAAACGGUUGCUCCGGAUUUGUGAAUUUUGUGAACGAUGAGUGGCUCCGGAAAAGGAUUACUCGGAUUAUGGCUGUACCACAGUGGCGAACAGGAGUGGACCGUUAAGGAGGGCAGCCCGUUGCACAAGCGGAAAGAGUUCGCGGAAAGCAAACAGAUCGACUGCAGCAAUGGGAACGGUGCCAGUCCUCGGUCCGACAAGACGUCCAUCAUUUUCACGCUCAAGAACCAGGUUGGCGGUCUGGCGCGGGCCCUGCAAGUCUUCCAGGAACUCGGAAUCAACGUGCUCCACGUGGAGCUGAACAAAUCGGGCGAACCGUGCGAGCAGGCAGACGUCCUGGUCGACAUCGAGUGCGAUGCCAGCCGAAUGGAGCAGGUGCUCCGGAUGCUGCGGCGGGAGGUCCACAAUGUUAGCUUUGCGGUACCGGUGGCCAGCGAUGGACCUCCACCGACUCCGCUGUCCGCUUGCGGGAGUUUCGAUUUCGGAGAGAUGCAUUGGUUCCCGCGAAAAAUCUCCGACCUGGACCGUGCCCAGAACGUGCUUAUGUACGGGGACGAGCUGGAUGCUGAUCACCCUGGCUUCAAGGAUCCGGUUUAUCGCAAACGGCGGGAGGACUUUGCAGCCAUUGCCAACUCAUACAAACAUGGCAAUCCAAUCCCGAGGGUUCAGUACACACCGGAAGAGAUCAAGACAUGGGGCACGGUGUUUCGUGAGCUGCACAAACUGUACGUCAAGCAUGCCGUGCCGGAGUACAUGGAAAACUGGCCGGAACUAGUGAAGUACUGCGGCUACCGGGAGGACAAUCUGCCCCAGCUGCAGGACAUAAACGUGUUCCUGAAGAGGAAAACCGGCUUCCAGAUUCGGCCCGUUGCGGGCUACCUUUCGCCGAGGGAUUUCCUCUCCGGACUGGCGUUCCGCGUUUUCCACUGCACUCAGUACAUCCGGCACUCGUCCGAUCCGUUCUACACUCCGGAGCCCGACUGCUGUCACGAGCUGCUGGGCCACAUGCCGCUGCUGGCCAAUCCCAGCUUUGCGCAGUUUUCGCAGGAAAUUGGACUGGCCUCGCUUGGCGCCACCGAUGACGACAUCAACAAGUUGGCCACGUUAUACUUCUUCACGGUGGAGUUCGGUCUGUGCCGUCAGAAAGAUGGCACAUUCAAAGUGUACGGAGCGGGGCUACUUUCGUCGGUGGCCGAACUGCAACAUGCGAUCACCACUACGGACAAGAUUAAGAAAUUCGACCCGGAUGAAACGUGCAAAGAGGAGUGUAUCAUAACGGCGUACCAGAAUGCCUACUACUACACGGAUUCGUUCGAGGAGGCCAAAGAAAAAAUGAGAGCGUUUGCCGAAAACAUCCAACGACCGUUCGGAGUGCGCUACAACCCGUACACGCAAACCGUGGACGUGCUGAGCAACGCUAAGAAGAUCACGGCUUUGGUGAGCGAACUACGAGGCGAUCUGAGCAUCGUUUCGUCGGCGCUGAAAAAAGUCUCGGCCAUGGACGACAACCUGGACGUGGAGUCGAUCGAGAAGCUACUGUCCAGCAGUUUGCACGUCAGUUGUUAUGGAUGUAUGCGACAAGAGUCCCAAUUCGGAAAGUUCCGAUUCCUCCGGCAAGGCGACCACUCCAAACCAGUAAUAGCAUGCAUUCCAUGAUGCAGUGCAACCGUUUUACUCUUGAUGUAUAAAAACUUGUACCAAUAAUGGAAUUAAUACCAAUGUUGAACCGGGAUCAAAUUACCAAACCAGACAAUGUCUAAUAAAAAUCAUUCUUGAUGUGGUAUAACUUCU